AUGGUUGACAUGUGGGGACUGACUGGCUGUCUCCUAAAGACAUGCAAACAUGCCGCUCUGGGCUACGGUGCAGAUGCGUCCCUCAGCCACGGGAAACAGCUCUGCUCCUCUCCACUCUGCCACCAGCUCCAGUCCCAGGCCACAUCACCCAGAGCCAGCGCUGUGCCUCCUCAGCUAGACCCCUUCAGCGAAGCGUGCGUGGAGAAUGAGCAAACGCCACGCACAAAAGAUGGACGCGCCUCGGACCGCGACUCGGGUGCCAACGGGCAGGUGCGCUGCAGCCUCCGCGGCCACGACCACUUUGCCCUGCAGCGCGCCUACGAGGACAGCUACAUGAUCGUCACCACGGCAGCGCUGGACCGCGAGCGCAUCCCCGAGUACAACCUCACUGUGGUGGCCGAGGACUUGGGCUCGCCGCCCUUCAAGACUGUCCGCCAGUACACAGUGCGGGUGAGCGAUGAGAACGACAACGCGCCGCUCUUCGCCAAGCCCCUCUACGAGGUGGCCGUGCCGGAGAACAACCCCCCCGGUGCCUACAUCACCACCGUGGCGGCCCGCGACCCUGAUCUUGGCCACAACGGUAAGGAGGUCCCCUCCCGUCUCCAAGAGACACGGGUCAUGGGGCCCCCCAUCUCCCCCUACGUCUCGGUGGACCCCGCCACUGGGGCCAUCUAUGCCCUCAGGACGUUCAACUACGAGAUCCUCAAGCAGUUGGACCUGAGGAUCCAGGCCACUGAUGGUGGCUCCCCGCAGCUCUCCAGCAGCACCCUUGUCAAAGUGAGGAUGGUGGACCAGAAUGACAACCCUCCUGUCAUCGUCCACCCGGUGCUCACCAAUGGGACGGUGGAAAUUGGUGUGUCCAGCAAGACCUCCCGCGACUCCCUGGUGGCCCAGAUCAAAGCUCGAGACGCAGACGACGGGGCCAAUGCCGAGCUCACCUUCGCCUUCCUGGAAGAGCCCCAGCAGGAUGUUUUCACCAUCAACCCGAGUACCGGGGACAUCGUGCUGAGGGGCGACCUCUCUGAAGAGCUGGGACAGCUGUUCAAGGUCAUCCUCACUGUGACAGACAACGGCUGACCCCCCCUGGCCACGACUGCCACCGUCAACUUCCUGGUGACCGCCACUGCUCCUUCCAGUAUCCAGGAGAUAGCCAAGCCCAGCUCCUGGGAAGGAAAGGCUUUGCAAUGGGACAUCCCUCUGAUCGUGAUCAUCGUCCUGGCGGGCAGCUGCACCCUCCUCCUGGUGGCUAUAAUCACCAUCGCCACCACCUGCAACAGGCGCAAGAAGGGGAACGAGAUGAAAAACAACGCUUCCUUGAAGGAGCAGAUAGACAUCUCCCACCUGGAGAAGGGCCGGCAGGAGGACGGCAGCCAGAGGGGGAACGUGUUCGAGGUACGAACCUUUCCCAGCAAAACCUCUUUCACCAGCCCCGAUCCCUCUCCGGCUGCCGAAGAGAUCUCCACUGCCGAGAGCAGCAGCGACAGCGCUUGCCUCUACGAGGGUCAGAAGAGGCUCAGAGGACCGAGCGGGGAGGUGCUGGUUCCUCUCGUAACGACAGGUUUCUCCCCUCUCUCUCGCUCUUUAGGUCUGUGGGCAUGCACAGCCGAGUGCAAGAUCCUGGGCCACUCAGACCGCUGCUGGAGCCCCUCCUGCGGCCGAGCCACCCCUCACCCCCCUCCCCAUCCUUCUGCACCCCUUUCCACCUUCUGCAAGAGCACGUCCUUGCCCAGGGAUCCCCUCCGCAGGGACAACUUUUACCAAGCCCAGCUGCCCAAGACGGUGGGCCUGCAGAGCGUCUACGAGAAAGUGCUGCACAGGGACUUUGACCGGACGAUCACGCUGCUCUCCCCGCCGCGCCCCGCGCGGCUCCCCAACCUCCAGGAGAUCGGGGUGCCUCUCUACCCAGCCCCCUCGACUAGGUACCUGGGUCCCCAGACUGACACGGCUGACAAAGUGUAG
Opisthocomus hoazin is the source of this 1959-nucleotide messenger RNA. The record is from RefSeq and is a predicted model, not a curated record. NCBI's taxonomy places the organism in Eukaryota, Metazoa, Chordata, Aves, Opisthocomiformes, Opisthocomidae.